Esox lucius (northern pike) is the source of this 1846-nucleotide messenger RNA. It is a transcript of the gene unc119a2, whose product is annotated as unc-119 homolog b (C. elegans). Gene Ontology annotation, biological process: negative regulation of clathrin-dependent endocytosis; negative regulation of caveolin-mediated endocytosis; visual perception. NCBI's taxonomy places the organism in Eukaryota, Metazoa, Chordata, Actinopteri, Esociformes, Esocidae. The record is from RefSeq and is a predicted model, not a curated record. The transcript is spliced from 5 exons. Gene Ontology annotation, molecular function: lipid binding. Gene Ontology annotation, cellular component: centrosome; spindle pole; intercellular bridge. The coding region runs from base 343 to 1134 and encodes 263 amino acids.
CAUAAAUUCGCUUCUCUUUGGCUUGCUAUCUUUACCAGGCAGCUGCAAAAACCCGGAGACAACCCAACCAGUGAGAGAUUGUUACAGUCAAGGCUACAUUCAUUGCGUUUUCUGUGGGAUCGGUCAGUAAGAGGCGGAGAGACAAAAACUGUAGUCUACAGCAGUAUCCUCUCCUGCAGACGGUCCACUUCAGAUUGGAAAGAGGGGAUUUAAAUUAAGCAACGAAGGCGCUAGAGACAGCAGCUGUGCUGCCUUCGGAGGAGGAGGGAGGAAGAGGAAGGAGGGAGGGCGACUGUUUUGUAUCUUGAAAGCCCGGGCUAAUAGGAGGAGGAGGGACGGAGAAUGAGCUAUUCUUGUACCAGCAGAGGCAACAGCCAGGACCGGUCAAGCACUAAGAAAUCCACCGGUAAUAAUCCGGGCAGUUGCGGUAGCGGAGGAGAUAGCGGAGGAAGCAGCACUAACAGCAACGGUCAGGCGGGCACCAACGCGGACCCAAACACAAUUGCCGGGAUGAAAGUCAAGACAGGAUGCAACUCGACGGACGCGGGUGUCCGGGUUACCACGGAGGAGGAACUGCUCGCCAACACGGCAAUCACUCCUGAGGACGUACUUGGUUUGCAGAAGAUAACUGAGAAUUACCUGUGUGGGCCAGGGGAGAAUGUGUACAGCAUUGACUUCACCCGGUUCAAGAUCCGAGACAUGGAGACCGGCACGGUUCUGUUUGAGAUCACCAAACCACCUAAUACAGAAAAAGCAGGUGAUAAAAGAGACAUUGAUCCAAAUGCUGGGAGGUUUGUCCGUUACCAGUUCACCCCUGCCUUCCUUCGGCUACGACAAGUGGGCGCUACUGUUGAGUUCACAGUAGGAGACAUGCCCAUAGAGAACUUCAGGAUGAUUGAGAGACACUACUUCAGACAGAAACUCCUCAAGAGUUUUGACUUUGAGUUUGGCUUCUGUAUGCCCAGUAGUAAGAACACCUGCGAACACAUUUAUGAGUUCCCCCCUCUGUCUGAUGACAUUAUGCGAGAAAUGAUCUCGCACCCAUACGAGACACAGUCCGACAGCUUCUACUUUGUGGACAACAAGCUAGUGAUGCACAACAAGGCAGACUACUCCUACAGCGGCGCCCCCUAGACGACGGAGGAUCAAACAGGCUCCUGCAGGCAAGACCGACAGACUGAGGGACAGACGGAAGCCCAGACUGACCUAGGGACAAUGUAACACAGUGGCACUUUUUAAAGCCCGUUGAUCCCACGCUCUCCUUCUGCUCAGUGGUGUGUGUGUGUGGGUGUGUUUGCAUGACCAUGUGUUUGUGUGAAAAAGCUUGUUUGCAUCAGAGCCUGGUAACCCGUGCACACACGUGCACACACGUGCACACACACCCACAAAUCACUCUCAAACCAAACACCACUUGUUCAGACACUGCCAUUGAUCCAGUAGAUGCCAGCAUACAAGUGCUUGUAAGGUGUGUCCAGCAGACAUUAAUUAAUCUUGUAAAGCGACAUAGAGUUGUUAUGGCAAUAUGACCAGCACGUCUUUGUAUAGGACCAGUAGAUCCUAGUGAACAAAUAAAUAAAUGAAUGAGUUUGUGUAUAUAUGUAUAACUUGUCUUUCUGUAUAUUUAUUGUGUGGGUGAGUGGGAUUGCGAGUGCACGUCUGUAUGUUGGGCAGUGACUGUGUGUACUUGCACUUACGUGUGUGCAUGUCUAAAGCAUAAUUACAUGAGUUAAGACUUCUUCAUCCAAUACCAUAACUUUGUUUUGCAGCAUAUUAUUGAAUGACUGGGUGACAUAUAUUGGACAUCAUAUACAGUAUAUUGGAUGAAUAAACAUGUUCAUUCACUUUU